AUGGACAUGGAGCUCCUCCUCUUGUACGCCCCAUGCUGCCUGGUCCUCGUCUUCUCCUCCCUGUACCUCCUCGGCCUCUAUGCCGACAGCCGCCGCAACCUUCCUCCCGGUCCCCGGGCGCUGCCUCUCGUCGGCAGUCUCUUUUCCCUCGGCACCCUCCCGCACCGCUCCAUGGCGCGCCUAGCGGAGUGCCACGGCCCAGUGAUGGCCCUCCGCCUUGGCACGGUCACCACCAUCGUGGCCUCGUCCGCGGACGCCGCCCGCGACGUCCUCCAGCGCCACGACGCCGCCUUCUCGGGGCGCUCGCUCCCGGACGGCACCCACGCGUUCGCGCACUACACGCACUCCAUGGCGUGGCUCCCCACCAGCAGCCCGCGCUGGCGUGCGCUCCGCAAGGUGUGCUCCGGGGAGCUCUUCGCGCCGCACCGCCUCGACACGCACCAGUCCCUCCGCCGGGACAAGGUGCGGCGGCUCGUUUCCCACGUCGCGCGGCUGGCGCGUGAUGGCGCGCCAGUCGCCGUCGCCCGCCUCGCCUUCGUCACCGCGCUCAACCUGCUCUCCUCCACCAUCUUCUCCACCGACCUCGCUGACAUCGACAUCAUCGACGACGACAGCGGCUCGUCGCCAUCGUCAUCGUUUAAGGGCGUUCUCGCGGAGCUGAACGCCACCGUGGGGUUGCCGAACGUGUCGGACUUCUUCCCCGAGGUGGCGCGGCUGGACCCGCAGGGGCUGAGGAGGCGCAUCGAGAGCCUGUUCCAGCGGCUUCACGCCAUGAUGGACAAGCAGAUCGAGCGCCGCUUGCAGGAUCGCGUCGCCGCCGCCGCCGCCGCCGGUCCCAAGAAAGAGAAAGACUUCCUGGACGUGCUGCUGGACUACCGCGGCGCCGAGGAUGGCCGGGGCUUCGAUCGUCAGACGCUCCUGUCGUUGCUGUCGGACCUAUUCAGUGCCGGCACCGACACAAGCGCAGCAACGGUAGAAUGGGUGAUGGCCGAGCUGCUACUGAAUCCAUCCUCCAUGGCGAAGGCUCGUGCCGAGCUCGCGCAGGUGAUCGGCUCCAAACCGGAGGUCGAGGAGUCCGACAUUGCGCAGCUCAAGUACCUCCAGGCCAUCGUGAAGGAGACGUUCCGCAUCCACCCUCCGGCGCCGCUCCUGCUUCCGCACCAGGCCGAGACGACAACGCAGAUCCGAGGCGGCUACGCGGUGCCCAAGGGCGCACGCGUCGUGGUGAACGUGUGGGCGAUCGGCCACGACGGCAAGGUGUGGCCCGAGCCGGACAAGUUCAUGCCGGAGAGGUUCUUGGUAGCAGAGGACGACGAGAAAGCAGUCGACUUCCGCGGCCGAGACUUCGAGCUCUUGCCGUUUGGGUCCGGGAGGAGGAUGUGCCCGGGGAUGCCGCUGGCGCUUCGCAUGGUUCAUCUCAUGCUCGCGUCCUUGCUGCAUCGCUUUGAGUGGAGUCUUCUUCCUCCGGCUGAUGAUGACAAGAACGGGCUGGACAUGACUGAGAGGCUUGGGCUCAACCUGUCGAUGGCUACACCACUGCAGGCUAUGGCGACUCCAGUUUAA
This is a messenger RNA of Miscanthus lutarioriparius, 1563 nucleotides long. The record is from the annotation of a GenBank genome assembly. Lineage: Eukaryota; Viridiplantae; Streptophyta; Magnoliopsida; Poales; Poaceae.